Molecule: messenger RNA, 1449 nt
Organism: Colletotrichum scovillei
Lineage: Eukaryota; Fungi; Ascomycota; Sordariomycetes; Glomerellales; Glomerellaceae
Product: protein kinase domain-containing protein
Exons: 2
Coding region: 1-1449 (482 amino acids)
Biological process (GO): protein phosphorylation; spliceosomal complex assembly; regulation of mRNA processing
Molecular function (GO): protein kinase activity; ATP binding
Source: RefSeq, a predicted model, not a curated record
AUGGGGCUCAUAUGGGACCUCUUCCACCUCAAUCGAGAAUCUAAAAGUGCAAUCAUCAAGUACAUCAAAGCCGCCGUAGCUGAGCAACAAAGUCAACCGUUGACCGAAGAACAACGAGACAAUCUUUCGUAUCAGUACUGGGACAAUGAGGAGCCUGAGGAGCCGUACAUGGCCUACGAAGAGGGUAUGUUUCAUCCUGUUCAACUUGGCGAUCAGCUUGGAAAUGGCAAGUACAUUAUUGUGAACAAACUUGGAGACGGCUCCUUCUCCACAGUGUGGCUUGCACAUAGCACCAAGACAGGAAAGAAGGUUGCUGUGAAGAUCUGUGCCUCGAAAAGUGAGAGUUCAUCGACGGGUGACGAGAUGAGAAUCUCAAGGAUGCUUCGAGACGACUCGUCCCAUCCUGGCCAUCGCGUCAUAGGCUACUACAACGACAUUUUUCUUCACCAUGGGCCCAAUGGUACCCACGAAUAUCUCCACGGAGGGAAUGUGAUGCUAGCUAUGCCGGCUGGCGAGUUCGCUUGCCUGACAGUAAAAGAAAUCUACGAGAAAUACGGGAAACCAAUUAUCUUGCCGAUGGAUCUUUGUGUGGAGGCUACCGAUUUCCAUGAAGAAUACCCUCUGCCAAAGAACGCGCCCCCAUACAUGCUAUGGAAGAUGUUUCUUACGCAGGACUGUGACGACCUGGAGCUGUCGGAAGCACGGGCACAGAUCAAGGAUUUCGGUGAAUCAUGGCAACCGGAGCUAGUGACGCGGUACGAACUCAACACGCCCGAGCCAUAUCGGGCCCCCGAAUCGAUGAUCGCCAAGAAGCUGCAAUUGCCCAUCAGCUAUCCCGCUGAUGUCUGGGCACUGGGAUGCUUCAUCUUCGAGCUUUACGGCAGGAUGGAUAUCUUCGGGACAUACGUUCCUGGUUAUAACAGUGUGUUUGCCACAAUGGUCCAUUGUAUGGGCAAACCGCCGGCAUCGUGGUGGGACGCCUGGGAAAAGCGCGACAAGCACAUUGACGAUAAUUGCAACUACGUCAGAAAUGGCAAGUCGGAUCCGACACCUGCGGAGCCGGACACAAUCAAACGACGAGUGCUGGAGCUGAUCCCUGACCAGAGAGCCAUGGACAGGUUCCCUGAAGAGAAGACUUUUGUGCCUGAGGAGGAGUUACAGGACCUGGCAGCGAUGUUGAUGCGGAUCUUCCGCUGGGAGCCCGAAGACAGGGUGACAGCAGAAGAGCUAAUCAGCGACCCAUGGAUGCAGAAAUGGGGCAUUCCGGCAAAGGAAGCUAUGGAGGUGGCUUACGAGAAGAGGCGCAAAGAACACGAGAAGCCCCCGUUGUUGUCGAAGUCGGUGGCCGUUGGGUUGGCGGUUGGCGCUUUUGACAGAUUGGCCUACAUUCUGUCUCUAUUGUCUCCAACUUCUUGGUGGCGCAAUCUGAAAUGGGCUUUGGGGGCAUGA